UGUGACAUCUACAAACAGGUAGAGUCAGUUGUAAAAUCAAUAUUCCAUCACCGUGCCAAUGGCAAAGUCACAACAUUGGCGAGGCGUACCGCGGCGAUGUAACGCCAGCUCAGAAUGGCAGAGUUCUCUUUAAACAUUCAGAAACACAUAAAGGCAGGUCUUGUCGUGAGUGGGAAAUUCGACGGAUCGCACGCGUGUCUCGCGGCCGCUACACCUGGCGGGACCAUUUUGGUGCACAGCCCGCACAGGCAGCCGCAGGUCGAUUACUCCGAUCACAAGCAGUCGAAUAAAAGAUUGUCAUGGAGCGGGGAACUUGCGGAGCUUCAAAUUGGCACCGAGGUUCGAAUGUGUUGGAAUCGAAAGUGUCACAAAUUGCCUCGCACAUUAAAUAUAAAAUUUCGCACCGUUUUAUAUUCUUCCUUCGUGCCUUUCUUGUGUACGAAAAUUUAUAUUAUCCAGGUGAAGUCAUUGUGCACUGGUCGCCUUGGAGAAGACGAAAGAGAUAUCCUUUUAGUUGGUACUAUUUCUCACGUGCUUGCCUAUCACGUCGAAGACAAUGCUGAUGCUUUCUACAAGGAGAUGUCGGACGGUGCAAAUUGCAUGCUUGUUGCGAAAAUCGGAUGGCUACCAAAUCAUGUUGUAAUAGUAGGCGGCAAUUGCUCGGUGACAGUGUUAGAUGCGCAUGGAACGGAAAUAUUUUGGACUGUAAUGGGAGGUAUUGUCACUUCGCUGGCGGUGUUUGAUUUUGAUGGAGAUGGAGAAAAUGAAUUAUUGACGGGUACAACAGAUUUUGAAAUUAGAGUGCAAAAGAAAGACAACAUACUUUGGGAAACAAAGGAAACAGCAGCGAUUGUCGUUUUUACUGAUCUCCCGAACAGGCAGUUUGCUUACGCUCUUGAAAACGGAACAAUUGGUGUCUACGAAGCAGGGCAGAGACUGUGGCGAGUUAAGUCGAAGCACAAGGUGGUAUCCGUAGAUACUUUCGACAUAAAUGGCAAUGGUGUACCGGAAUUGAUCACCGGCUGGAGUAGUGGAAAAAUAGACGCAAGAACGUACAAUACCGGCGAGGUGAUAUUCAAGAUUCAGUUACCAUCCAGCGUGGCGGGCAUAGUGGAAGCUGAUUAUCGAAGAACGGGUAAACCUGAUCUGGUGGUAGUUUCUACCAAUGGCGAAGUACGCGGAUACAGUGCUGGCUCUGCCAUGCAAGCUCCGGAACCCGGCGAGAUAAUUCGCGAGCUAUUAGCUAAGAAGCAGGCACUCCAGAUGGAAUUGCGACAGAGGGCUGCGACGGGUUCCAGUAUGUACUACGGAUCGAGAUUAGCUAUCAGCCUGUUGACAAAGAGAGGCGCAGCCCGCGUCGCGCUUGCCGCCGGUCCCGGGCUUCUGGUGUAUUGCGCCAUAGUCUUUGCCGAGGGCGUUUUUGAGGGUGAGACGCUGGUGACGCAUCCCAAUCGGCCGCAAGGGGAGUUAGAGAUCGCGCUUUAUCCUGCCAAGAAUGAUCCCGUGGAUAUUCAUGUUAAAGUGUACGUUGGACCUCCUGCUACCGAUCUGUUACAGGUCUUCGAGAUAACACGGCAGUUGCCAAGAUUUUGUAUGUACGAGCGCAUCCCAAAACCGCAAGACGUCCCGGAAGAAUUGUCGAGCAAUGGCGUUGUGGCGGACGUCGCGGAGAGACCGCAGCGGAUCGCCAUCUGGCUGAACCAGAGUCUCAUCAUGGGGGAGGAACUGGAAGUCGCGGAGAGCGGCCCGUAUGCCGGAUGCAUCGAAGUGUGGCUUCGUGGGAUGCGAGACGAUAAAGUGCACUGCUUCAAAUCGAAUGCCAACGGAAAAGUAAUGAUUCAGACGGACGAUGCGACGUUGGCCGGCGACAUUAUACAGUCUCUCGCUAUGUAUUUAGGCGUUAGAGAACUGACCUCGGAAGCCACGUUUCCCGCGGAAGAAAAGAGGAUGUUAGACGCGUUGGAGCGUGUCAAGGGCUUGAAGGAGGUCGAUGCGCGGCUCCAAGCGGAAGCAGCAGGCGGUGCCACGCUUCUAAAGAGUAUUGUGAUUCGCUUAGAGGACGCUAGGAUUCUCGAAAACAUCGACGAUAUGCGAAAGAGACUAAUGCAAUUGAAAAACAUCAACGGCGAUUUAAUCCGAGAGCACGAGAUUCGGCUGAACAGUCAUCGGGAGCUCGCGGCCAGCUUAAAGGAACUGAACAUCGGAGUGCAGCGUGCAGCGAGACUCAGAGUUGGGAAAGCUGCCUCCAACGCAGUGGCUCGUUGCAGAACGGCGAUGCAGGAUGAAAAUCCGAAAGCUCUUGCACUCGCGAUAAAACACGGCUAAAUUAAUAGACGAGUCAUACGUAGCGAAUAAAGAAACUCUACCUCAUUCUACGACAAAAGAUCCGCUGGAGCAGCAAUCGGAGACGGACU
Molecule: messenger RNA, 2414 nt
Organism: Wasmannia auropunctata (little fire ant)
Lineage: Eukaryota; Metazoa; Arthropoda; Insecta; Hymenoptera; Formicidae
Product: Bardet-Biedl syndrome 2 protein homolog
Exons: 11
Coding region: 115-2325 (736 amino acids)
Biological process (GO): non-motile cilium assembly
Cellular component (GO): motile cilium; BBSome; membrane
Source: RefSeq, a predicted model, not a curated record